AUGACUUCAAUCCCAAUGGUCGCACCGAUAUUUCCUGCCGGCAAGGAGCCACUACCUCCAGGAAUUUCAGAGGAAGAACGAGAGAACUACCUGCAAGCGAAGAAAUAUCAAGACUAUAUGACUAAGGGUAUGGAAUCCUGCGUAGCGAAAACCAUCAUUGCAGGCGGCGGAGGUUUUGCAAUCGGAGCGUUCUUUUCACUUAUGAGCGCUUCAUUUGCCUAUGAGGAUCCGCUAUUACGGCAGCAGACCGGUAACUUGAGCAGAACGCAGAAGGCUUCGGAGGUGUUCAAAGAGAUGGGGCGCGGUAUGUGGCGAAGUGGGAAAGGGUUCGGAAAAGUCGGCGCACUGUUCGCCGGCAUUGAGUGCGUGAUAGAAUCGUAUCGCGCAAAGAACGACAUGGUGAACCCGAUCGCGGCCGGUUUCGUUGCUGGUGGUGUUCUCGCGCGAAAUGCUGGCCCAAAGGCUGCCUUCGGCGGUGGUGUCGCUUUUGCGGCAUUCUCAGCGGCAAUAGAUCUCUUCUUACGACGAGAAACACCGGACGAGGAUUGACCCCGUCUGUGCAAUAUUUUCAAUAUUUCAGAAUCCAAUUCGCAAUGCGCAUCAUACAUCGCCUGAUGUUACUGUCGAAGCGCGAUGACGAUCACCCAGAACUGAAAGAUCUGCCAACGGAAGUGGCAGUUCGACUCAGCAAGAGAGAGAAAGCUGGAUAUUAUUAUAGGCCCAUAGAUGCAAUCGUGACAUCAUGCAAUUCGCCUUUCUCCCGUCCAGGCAUAAUUUCAAUGCAUAAUAGAAUCAUAGGAUGUGCGGGCAAGUGUCACAGACGAGGCUGCCUACUCAGAUUGUUGACUUGUGCGUGGAAGGUGUACGGUACGGCUACUUACAGUGACACGGCAGACAUGAUGCGAUUUAUCAAUGUGGGAAAUUGUGUGUGAAUGUCGACUGAUUUCUUACACAUGCGACAAAUAUUUGCAACCAUG
Molecule: messenger RNA, 977 nt
Organism: Laetiporus sulphureus 93-53
Lineage: Eukaryota; Fungi; Basidiomycota; Agaricomycetes; Polyporales; Laetiporaceae
Product: Tim17-domain-containing protein
Exons: 4
Coding region: 1-549 (182 amino acids)
Biological process (GO): protein insertion into mitochondrial inner membrane
Cellular component (GO): TIM22 mitochondrial import inner membrane insertion complex
Molecular function (GO): transmembrane protein transporter activity
Source: RefSeq, a predicted model, not a curated record